Messenger RNA from Exaiptasia diaphana, 4410 nucleotides. Its product is annotated as serine/threonine-protein kinase ULK4. Lineage: Eukaryota; Metazoa; Cnidaria; Anthozoa; Actiniaria; Aiptasiidae. Bases 107 to 4024 code for a protein of 1305 amino acids. Gene Ontology annotation, biological process: protein phosphorylation. Gene Ontology annotation, molecular function: protein kinase activity; ATP binding. The record is from RefSeq and is a predicted model, not a curated record. The transcript is spliced from 5 exons.
AUGGCGGUCAACUGGUCRACGGAUGUUGUGGUUGUUGUCAUUGCCAUUUUUGCAGUAAAUAAUCGCUAUKUAGUUAAGAAGCCAUAGUAMCUAGCAUAAUUCUGUGAUGGAAAAUUACGUGCUUUACGAUGAGAUUGGUCGAGGCGAGCGAUCUGUCGUGUAUAAAGGCAGAAAGAAAGGGACCAUCGAGUUUGUUGCUAUACAUUGUGUUGACAAAACUAAACGAUUUGAACUUAGAAAUAUGGUUCGUCUUACUCAUGACCUUGCUCAUCCUAACGUAGUGACGUUCCACGAGUGGUACGAGACUACAAACCACAUCUGGAUGGUAGUUGAGCUUUGCACGGGAUACAAUUUAGAUGUGCUUAUCUCGCAAGACAAGUUUCUACCWGAAAUAACUGUCAAACACUUUGCAGUAGAAAUUAUCAAAGCAUUGUUUUAUAUCCAUUCGUUAGGGCUUGUCUAUUGUGACUUAAAACCUUCUAAAUUACUACUUGAUGGUCCUGGAAAUGUCAAACUGAGUGACUUUGCAUUAGCUAGAGUUGAAGGUGAAGAUGAUAUUUUUGACUUGGCUGUGGAUGAUGGUGAUGAUUAUGAUGCUAGAGAUAUAGCUUUUCCCAAACCUUCACCACAUUACAUGGCUCCAGAGGUACUCAUGGGAUCAACAUACAGCAAAGCAAGUGAUCUUUGGUCACUUGGAUGCCUUUUAUUUGAACUUUUUACUGGAAAGCAACCUUAUACUGCUGCAUCUCUUGAAGAACUUGUCGAAAAGAUUCUUGGUGAUCCAUGCCCAGCAWUAAAACAAGAACUGAAAGGAGAAACUAUUGAGGGAUCAAAAGAAUUCCAAGAACUUAUAAAACAACUCCUUAUAAAAGAUCCUCCACAGAGACUCAGCUGGUCAGAGCUGAUUGUACACCCUUUCUUUGACCACGCAUUAGAUGAGCUAUUAGAAAKCACAASUGAUUGUAGUAUGCAAACAGAAAUAAAUGCACAUGAAGAAGGUGAAAAUCAUGAUAUUGUUAUCAAAGAAUGUGAUGGAAUUGAGGAAGAAAUAGAUGAAAGUGAAAGAGAAGUGGGAAWUGGUGAAAUAGAUAAGAUCCCAGUAGACAAGGAGGUCAAACAAGGCACAUACACCUUCAAGAGUUUACCCAAAAAUGUUGCUGCWAAGYUGGAGGAAUUGAAAAUUGAAGACCAAAGAAAUGGACAAAAUGAUGCUCCAACAUCCCAAAGGAACUUUAAACAGGUUAAAGGUACCUCCAAACAUGURAAUUCAAUGACUGAAAGUACAAAGCACAGUAAAAGUCUGUCUAGUAAUAACACAUYACUUUYAUCAAGUCUUGGAAAAAAGACAGUUGUAUUGAAUCAAGUGAGCAGUACUUGUGGCAAUCUAGGAGAAACUACUUCCCCAUCUUCAUCAGAUCUCAUCUUUCAUGCAUCAGACUUUGUAGUGGCUCCAAUUGUUGAUAAUACCAAAAUAAAAAAGUUUGCUCCUGYCAAGUUUGAURCRAAAGCAUUGUGCUGCCAACCACUCAAAGCYGAGGAGAUWCUUGRCAUGUCAGAUGAGGAAAUAGSUGCACAUUUUAAUGCAAUAGAGACCUUGUUUUCUCCUAAGCAAAAGGGUAAUGCAUCAUCUAUGCAGCGAUGUAAACUACAUACYUCAGCAUACCUGUCAUCACUAUGUCGUCAUGGAGAUAUCGCUAACUUAGUGUUUGAGUCAGGAUUAAUUCAAGUUUUGCUCUACCAAGUAAAAAAUGGAUUUUCYUCUGAUUUGAAAGCAAGAAUUGCUCAUUGUUUGGGUUUGCUUGCUGGCUCAGCUACUUUGAUAUCAGAAGAUUUUCACAUGACUGAAGUUUUUACAGUAUUAACAGAAGUGAUUCGAGACAACUUCCGCAACAUUCAACUCAAACAGCAUCUGGUACCUGCUUUGGGAGAGUUUCUUUUCUAUGCCUCAACACAGGAAGACACUGAAGGAAGACAGAUUGCUAAGUGGGAUGUUCCUGGGACUACUUUUGUAAUCAUAACAAGAUGUUUGAAUGAYGGUGAAGACAUUUAUGUGCAACACUUUGCUGCCAAGACGAUUGAAAAUAUUGCUUCUACUCAUGGUCGACACUGUGCCAAGUUUGUCARCAAUGACACAGCACAGCUCUUAUGGAAGCUCUUUACACACUGCACUGUAGAUAACCAGAAAGUGACAGCUAUAUCAGCAUUGUGCCGUCUUGCCUGUCAAUCAGUCAAUGUCUUCCAAUAUGUGGUAGAAAAAGCAGGCUUCAAGAAAGUGGUUGAUGCUUUCUCUAGUAGUGUAUCACAAGUACAGCAAGCAAUGUUAACUAUGUUUGCUAUGUUACUCACUACAAAACCUCAAGCCAGACGAGCCAUACAGGAAAAGGAGCUGGUUGGCAAGGUAAUGCGUCUCUUUGAGAGUCCAUCUCCAAUUAUAAGAGGGAAAGCAUUUCUUGUUAUAAUGGCUGUAGUACAAGGAAGCAGGGAAGCUUUGUUAACAAGUUGUCAGGCUCGUCUAGUGAUGCACAUAGAGAAAGACCAGCGMCGUGGUACACCAAUGAAAGAUGAAGCCAMUGAUAAYCAAGUUUAUCUUCUGCAUUGCCUGCAUUACUGCAUUUUGUCAGUUGUUGAUACUGCAUUGAAUAUCCUGGAAGAUGUCUUGACUGCYCUUGGAGCWGURGAAGGUAGACGACAUCCUUCAGCUUCACAUACCAAGCAACUAAGAACACACUUACCCAACCUUCCUGUYAUACUUCAUUUGAUUACAAGUCAUGCCUUCCGAUCCAUUAUUAUAACAGAAGMCUUCCUGUCCAAAACUGGCACCCUUCUUGGUCAUGUGAAAUCAGUUGAUUGUGGAGAGACUAACAUUGGUACUACAGCAGGUCACAAUGCCGCRCAGGACUUGACGUAUGUAGUUCUGUCUGUGGUAGAGUGUAUCACGCAGCAUCCYCCAUUACUAUUAGAGUUUGYRGUACCCAUAUCAGACCAUAUUCUUCCAGUACUUGUUGAGUUGGUGCAUAGCGCUAAUGGCAAUACAAGGGCUUUGUGUUUCCGUUUGUUUUCUGAGGUAGCUUCACUGUACUUGGAUAAUGGCAACAUGUGUAGUUCUAUCAAUACUGCAGACAGUUUGUCAAAUGUUCCCACAGAAAAACUGAAACAGGUCAUAUCAGAAAAGCUUCUCCCUCAGUAUCAUCUCAUUCUACAAGACCAGAAUCCUUUGCCAGCUUAUGGGCUCAAGCUGCUGGGUUCCCUAAUGGAUCGGUGCCCAGACUCCUUGCAGGACUUCCUAAACCAAGACCUAGUGCUGUCAUUGYUACAAAUUGUUAAUUCCCACUCUCAYGAAGGCAAUGCMUCUAUGAGUGAAACGGUUGUUGCUUUGCUUAAAACARUCUUAGUGAACAAAGAGGUUGAAAUGGCUGUACUUUACCAACAAGGUUUGAUUGACAGUAUCAAAUCACUUUUCCUGGACGUCCCAGCUCUUCUAGCUGAAACUAAUCCAGAUAAUGAUGACACUUUACCUCUACUUUCACUAUUGGAUGUUCUCUAUGUUGUACUGAAGUAUGUAUCUAAAGAAGUUCGCCAUGCAUUACAUGAGAGAAGUAAAGAUUCCAGUGCAAGUGAAAGUCUAAACCAAGCAGCAGAAAUCUUACUUAUGAACACUAAACCCAUUGCAGAUGUCACUGGUGUUUUAAUCAGUUUUCUUGGGAAUGACGAUAGUAAAGUUCAAGAGGGAGCUUGUAAAGACUUAUAUCUCAUGGCAGAGCUAUUUGGUGGACUGUAUGAAGACUCAAUGAGUCCUGAMAAUGUGAGAUGCUUUGCUGUWGCCUUACAGAGACAAGAUGAUGUGGCCCAGAAGCAGCUAUUGAGGAUUAUUAAGAGAAUAAUCUCAUCAAACAGCCAACAUUGCAAAGCUAUUGUCAGUCAUGGACAGGCUUUGYUAGAGGUCCUCCAUCAACUGGAAACCCAUUCUGAGGUUGACACAAUAAAGACACUUUCUCAAGAAGUCCUUCACAAAAUUGGUGUGUGAUGUAAAUAAAGUUGGCAUUUAAGACCCCUUGGGAAUAAAAUUCUUUGUUUUCAAUGACUGCCAGGAGAGUAUAUGAAUAUGAAUGAAUCCAACUCAAARGGUMUAARUGGGACAAACAUUGCCRAAGCUGAGGUCUAUAGACACAGCAGUAAUGAAAACAGUGAACAUUAAUGACAGGUCAGAAUAGUUGAAAUUUUAGGCAGCUUUGCUAAUUUAUAUUACCUAUGGAAAAUAUAGCUUGUAAUACCAUAAAACUUACAAAAUGCACUGCUUCAAUAUGUUUUGUGGUCUUUUAAAGUGUUUUCGUCAUACAACAAAUAUUUAUAUCUAUUUUAUUUUUGUUCACAUUUUGAGUGAAAAGACAAAAUAAAGCUAUAUGAAUUAUU